Messenger RNA from Verticillium alfalfae VaMs.102, 1989 nucleotides. RefSeq names its product fungal specific transcription factor domain-containing protein. The record is from RefSeq and is a predicted model, not a curated record. The coding region runs from base 1 to 1989 and encodes 662 amino acids. Gene Ontology annotation, molecular function: zinc ion binding; DNA-binding transcription factor activity, RNA polymerase II-specific; RNA polymerase II cis-regulatory region sequence-specific DNA binding. Gene Ontology annotation, cellular component: nucleus. Lineage: Eukaryota; Fungi; Ascomycota; Sordariomycetes; Glomerellales; Plectosphaerellaceae. Gene Ontology annotation, biological process: DNA-templated transcription; positive regulation of transcription from RNA polymerase II promoter by galactose. The transcript is spliced from 6 exons.
AUGAACCCUCCUCGGAAGGCGGGCCCCGUCUCCCCUAGUCGCGAACCUCGACCCAAACGCCUGAAGAUUGACGUGGCCUGCGAGACCUGUCGUGCCAAGAAAGUCAAGUGUGAUGGCGUGCGGCCCUCUUGCGGCUAUUGCUCCAGGAAGCUCAGCCUUCGUGACAACUGCCGAUACAGCAACGAUGCGAACUCUGAGGCGGACCCGAAAAAGGGUACCCCCAGACGCGACAGCCACCUCCUGCAGCCGCCGUCAAGCGGAUCGACCACCCCCGGGAGUCGAGCCGGAGCGGACCCCAGGGAGGCUAGACCCCGUCCGCGUCCCGGCCCCGCCGCCAUCACCACUAGCCCCUCUGUCAUUGACUCGAUGACGGCCGUCGUUGACGAGGGCACCAGCACCCGCGAAUUCUUCGGCAGCAGUAGCGCCGGCUCCUUCACCGCACAGAUCAAAAGGGCGAUCGACGCCCGCCUGGGCAAGGCCAACGCGGGGCCCUCUCACAGCGCUGGAACCAGACGUACAAUGCCAUCUUUUGCCGGUGGCGCCAUUGACGCCGAUGAGCGCAUAUUCAUGGCCUCGCUCAACGUCAUCUUUGCCCUCUCCACACAGCUCCUCGAGGCCUCGACGCCGGAACAGAGGGAAGAGCAGAGCUCCGUUUACUUCCAGCGAGCCCAGGCCCUCCUGCCGAUGAACCCCUGGGAUGCGGGGUCCAUCGACCUUGUCCAGUGUUUACUCCUCACGAGCCAGUACCUGCAGAGCACUGAUCACCCGCACCAGACCUGGAUGGUCGUCGGAUCGGCCAUCCGGACGGCACAGGGUCUCGGCCUGCAUCUGCCCGAGACGUCUGGCGAUCGGACGGAGCUGGAGGAGCGAGAGCUCCUGCGGCGCAUUUGGUAUGGCUGCGUGCUGAUGGACCGCAUGGUCUCUGUGACCCACGGCCGGCCUGCCAUGAUCUCUGGUCAUCUAGCCACAACUGUGCCUCUGCCCAUGUCCUCUGCAUCGUCUGCCAAUGGAACAGAGGCUGCUUUGAGUGGUGGGGCAGUACAUGCCGCCUUCUUCGUGAAGUCGGUCCAGCUCUACGAGAUUAUUCAUCGCACCAUCAUUGCCUUCUACGGAGGGACUGUCGGAUGCUCCAAAAGCAAAGAGUCCCAGGGCUCAGACUCUGGGAGCUCCGAUGGUGACGACGACGACUUCGACAGGGUCGUUCAGCUGGACAGGUCACUGAGCAAGUGGGAGCAGUGUCUGCCAGUGCACCUGAGAUGGACUUCGCUGGAGCACACGGCCGACGAGGUCUCGCGGCGGCAAACUGUCAUUCUGCGCAUGCGCUUCUUGCAUGCUCGAAUCCUCCUCCUUCGACCUGUCUUGUCACGCUUCUGUCUCGCCCCGCCGACGCCUGCCAUCACAUUCGGCCUCACCGAUAGCCUGCAAGCACGCGUCGUCGAACAAGGCGCUCUCUUUUGCGUGUCGACUGCCCAGAACAUGAUUGCCGUGCUGCUGGAGCAUCAGACCUCGGACAACACCAUCGGCUUGCUGCCCGCCUGGUGGUACCGGGUCUACUACGUGUACUCGGCUGCGACGGUGCUGAUUGCCGCCAAGCUACGACCUGAGAUCUUCCCCGCCGUCGAAAUCGGGCGCUCCUGGAGUCAGGCCAUGGCGGUGCUCAAGUCGCACGAGCGUUUCGGUCAGUCAGCGCGAAGAUGUGUUGCUGCUCUACACAUUCUGUCAUCCAAAAUGCUCGAGGCAGCACCGGGUGCUGCAAACUCGAGCCUGGGCAGCCGGGGGCGGAGUCUGGCGGAAGGCGAGACGGGCGUGCAUCCCGAUUUCGACGCUUCUACCCAGCCCAUCCCCCACAUUCAGCAGCAACUGGUCGAUGAGUUCGCACCGCCGUUAGCAGAUCUCGGCGAGCUCGAUCUAACCGAAUUCAAUUUCGACGUGAAUGAUCUUUCAUGGCUCAACGACAUGCACGCCACAUGGGAGUUUCUCAACGAGUGA